This is a messenger RNA of Mobula hypostoma (lesser devil ray), 7181 nucleotides long. Its product is annotated as glutamate receptor ionotropic, NMDA 1. Bases 134 to 2962 code for a protein of 942 amino acids. Gene Ontology annotation, biological process: ionotropic glutamate receptor signaling pathway; chemical synaptic transmission; regulation of membrane potential. NCBI's taxonomy places the organism in Eukaryota, Metazoa, Chordata, Chondrichthyes, Myliobatiformes, Myliobatidae. Gene Ontology annotation, molecular function: NMDA glutamate receptor activity. Gene Ontology annotation, cellular component: neuron projection; synapse; NMDA selective glutamate receptor complex. The record is from RefSeq and is a predicted model, not a curated record. The transcript has 21 exons.
UGCAGCAAGCGGGAGCCGGCGAGGGAGCGCAUCCCCGGCAGCUGAGCUGCGGCCGGCCGUGACGGAGCAUCGCUCGCCCCAGCGCCUUUCGCCCCGGCUACCACCGUCGUUCAGGGUCCCGAGCAGCCGCAGGAUGAAGUGCCUCCUUCCGUUGUUCCUCGUCGGCGCCCUGCUCCCGGCUGGAGCCGGCGCCGCGCCCAGAGUGGUGAACAUCGGCGCUGUCCUCAGCACCAAGAAGACGGAGAACAUCUUCAGGGAGGCGGUGGCUCUGGCCAACCGCAAGCACGGCGCCCUGAGGAUCCAACUUAACGCCACGGCCGUCACACACAAGCCGAAUGCCAUACAGAUGGCACUGGCAGUAUGCGAGGAUCUCAUCAGCAGCCAGGUGUAUGCAAUAUUGGUGAGUCAUCCACCUGGCCCUAGUGACCACCUCACUCCAACACCAGUCUCCUACACUGCUGGCUUCUAUCGAAUCCCAGUGAUUGGCUUGACGACACGUAUGUCAAUAUAUUCUGACAAGAGUAUCCACCUCUCCUUCCUGCGCACUGUGCCCCCCUAUUCUCACCAAGCUCAGGUCUGGUUUGAGUUGAUGAGGCGCUUUCGGUGGGGUCACAUUAUUCUGGUGGUCAGCAAUGACCACGAGGGCCGAGCCGCACAGAAGAAGCUGGAGACCCUUCUGGAAGAAAAGGAGUCAAAGAAUAAAAAAAGGAACUUUGAAAACAAGGACCAACAUUCGUAUGACAGCAGGCGAGGACCAAAGGCUGAGAAGGUCCUGCAGUUUGAACCAGGCACCACAAACAUGACAUCAAUGCUGCUGGAAGCCAAGGAACUGGAAGCCAGAGUCAUCAUUCUGUCAGCCAGUGAAGACGACGCAGUGACAAUGUACAAGACUGCAACACUCCUCAACAUGACUGGGCCCGGUUAUGUCUGGCUUGUUGGAGAAAGAGAAAUAUCUGGGAGGGCUAUGCAACAUGUUCCAGAAGGUGUAAUUGGUUUGCAGCUCAUUAAUGGUAAAAAUGAAACAGCCCAUAUUAAUGACGCAGUGGGCAUUGUGGCUCAGUCCAUCCACGAGCUCUUUGAGAAAGAGAACAUUACCGACCCUCCCAAAGGCUGCGUGGGGAACACCAACAUCUGGAAGACUGGACCUCUCUUUAAAAGGGUCCUGCUGUCCACCAAGUACCACGAAGGGUACACUGGACAAGUGGAAUUUAACGAUGAAGGAGAUCGGAAGUUUUCUAAUUACAGCAUUGUGAAUGUGCAGAAGGGAAAGCUGGUGCAAAUCGGAGUUUACAACGGGACUAAUGUACUGCUGAAUGACAAGAAAAUCAUCUGGCCGGGCGGUGAACUGAACACACCUAAAGGGUUUCAGAUGUCAACAAAACUAAAGAUUGUCACUAUUUACCAAGAGCCUUUUGUGUAUGUGAAGCCAACGCUACCCGAUGGUACAUGUCAGGAGGAGUUCUCCAUUAAUGGGGAGCCCAUUAAGAAGGUGAUCUGCACAGGCCCGAACUCUACAGUACCGGGUCGGCCUAUCGUCCCUCAGUGCUGCUACGGGUUUUGUAUUGAUUUACUCAUCAAGCUUGCCAGCACCCCCGCACUGAACUUCACGUACGAGGUGCACCUAGUCCAUGACGGGAAGUUCGGGACACAGGAGAGAGUGAACAACAGCAACAGGAAGGAAUGGAACGGGAUGAUGGGGGAGCUGCUGAGUGGGCUUGGUGACAUGAUUGUUGCCCCUCUCACUAUCAAUAAUGAGCGAGCCCAGUACAUUGAAUUCUCCAAACCUUACAAGUACCAAGGACUCACCAUCUUGGUGAAGAAGGAAAUUCCCCGCAGUACACUGGACUCCUUCAUGCAGCCAUUCCAGAGCACGCUCUGGCUCCUGGUGGGGCUUUCUGUACACGUGGUGGCAGUGAUGCUUUACCUCUUAGACAGAUUCAGUCCUUUUGGGCGAUUUAAAGUGAACAGCGAGGAAGAAGAGGAGGAUGCUCUGACCCUGUCCUCGGCCAUGUGGUUCUCCUGGGGUGUGCUGCUAAACUCUGGAAUUGGAGAAGGGGCUCCAAGAAGCUUCUCCGCUCGAAUUCUGGGCAUGGUUUGGGCUGGAUUUGCUAUGAUAAUUGUUGCCUCUUACACUGCCAACCUGGCAGCUUUCCUGGUGUUGGACAGACCCGAGGAGAGAAUCACAGGAAUUAAUGAUCCUCGGCUGCGGAACCCCUCGGACAAGUUUAUCUACGCCACGGUGAAGCAGAGCUCGGUGGACAUCUACUUCCGGCGCCAGGUGGAGCUCAGCACCAUGUACCGGCACAUGGAGAAGCACAACUACGAGAAUGCAGCUGACGCCAUCCAGGCGGUGCGGGAUGGGAAACUGCACGCAUUCAUCUGGGACUCCGCAGUGUUAGAGUUCGAGGCUUCUCAGAAGUGCGACCUCAUCACCACAGGGGAGCUCUUCUUUCGGUCUGGGUUUGGUAUUGGGAUGAGAAAGGAUAGUCCAUGGAAACAAGCCGUGUCACUUGCCAUCCUGAGUUUCCAUGAGAAUGGCUUUAUGGAGGAUCUGGACAAGACAUGGGUCAGGUACCAGGAGUGUGACUCUCGCAGCAAUGCCCCAGCAACUCUCACCUUUGAAAACAUGGCAGGAGUCUUUAUGCUGGUUGCUGGAGGGAUUGUGGCAGGAAUAUUCCUGAUAUUCAUUGAGAUCGCCUACAAGCGUCACAAGGAUGCUCGGAGGAAACAGAUGCAGUUAGCCUUUGCUGCUGUCAAUGUGUGGAGAAAGAAUUUGCAGGAUAGAAAAAGUGGUAGCGCAGAGCCUGACCCUAAAAAGAAAGCAGCACCUUUUAGAUCGCUCACUUCAACACUGACCUCCAGCUUCAAGAGACGUAGGUCUUCCAAAGACACGCAAUACCAUCCUACUGACAUAAGUGGGCAACUGAACCUCUCAGACCCUUCUGUCAGCACUGUAGUGUGAAUCUGCCCAGAAUACUGAUGUUUUAAACCAGAAUGAAUUAAGCUACUCAAGAAUUAUUAUCCAACAGCACUAGACUUUAGAACACCAGCAGUACGCAGAUUGAAAGAAGAAUCAAAAGAUACAAUGGAAUCACAACAAAAUUGUCAGCAUCUUUUUCUGCAAAACUUCAAUGUUACUGAACCUUGUGUGGCCUGAUCAGAGGAAAGUUACUCAUUCUGUAGGUGUUUUAUUUACUUACCAAACUUCCAGUAUUAACCAUCCAUCAAACUUCUAUGAAUCAGUGAAGUUUCAGUAUUCCUCAUUGACUGUCAGUAUUAUUUGGAAGAAAUUGGACAGGUCAGUAGCUUAGUGUCAUAGUCCGUUACCUUGGGAGCAUACCAAAAUUCUGCCCAAGAGUAGUGGAAUGAUAGUGUCUGGCUGUUGGGCACAGAAGUAAAAUGACUUUGGUACACUUUUAAGUGUCUAGUAGGCAUCAAACCACAACAACAUAUUACCCAUAGGUCUGCAAAAAUGGUUCUUUACCUGACAGAGUUAAUCAGGGAGGACACAAAAACUGCAAGUAUGAAAGAGGAAAAGUAUGACACUAAUGCAGUAGGUGGUAUGUUUCUGAAAAGCUAAAGUGUAUAAUGAGCUGGAGGAGAAGAGAACAGACUUGUUGUGUUUUUAAUAGUUGUGCCAAAUCUACACAAAUUAAUUUUAAAGAGGGAAAAGCCAUAGUUUUGUGGGAACAAACUUUGAAUUCACACUAAUUCACUAGGUAUGUUUAGUAAGUAGACAUGAUGGGUAUAACUUCUUACUUUCUAACAAUUUGUAGAAAAUUCCAUGCCAAUGUAUCAUGAAAUGUACAUCAAAGGUGAAGUAAAACAAUAACAAAAUUUAAAAGUUAUAGUUCUGAAAAAAGACUUGAAAUGUAUUUUUUUGGAACAGUACAGCAGAGUUAUCUUUAGUGUUUGGUGAAUUACUAAUGAGGGACACAAUCUCAGCAGAUGAUUAAAGGGGAAUAAAUGGGGUAGAGGGAGAGGAGUUUGAUGAGGUAUUAAAAGUCUUUAAAGAGAUGAUUAUUUUCUUAAAAACAGCUAUUAACGCACAAAUAUUUCAUACAUAACUGCUUACCUAAUUAAAAAGGAAAUAUAUAAAAGCAAAUAGAAAAAGAAGUGUGAUUCAAAUUAUAAUUCUAGUUAUAAACAAAACUAUUACUAGCAUAGAACCGUUGAGCCAAAAAUUCCCUUUACUGUUAUUUCUGUGUAAGUUAAGAAAACCUCAAUAAUUAUGUCAAUUCCUUUGCUAAUAUUAAAAAUAGAAGAAACAACAAAAAAAACGUGUUCAGAUCCGUUCAUACAGUGGAGAAAAUGGAAACACCCAAAAAGUGCCACUGACCGUUGGCACUUCAUCCACUCAUAGCAGUUUGAAAACAUGACAAUGGAAGUGCAGUGCUAUUUCAAGAAAGAUAUAAAUAAACCAAUAUUUUUAUUUUAACAAGAAAGCCAGCGUACUCCAGUUUAAACAGGCAUUAUAUGUCUGGGAGCAAACUCAAAAAAUGCUACCUUAAUCAGUUUUCUAUCCAUUGUUUUACCAACUCAGUGGACAAAUUAAGGAUCUGAACAUAUACUCAGUCUGUGUUGUCUGUAUGAGACUUCCUUUCAAUAUGCCACCAGUGUAAAGCAAUGUAACUGUAUUGGGAAGAUUUUGGUCUCUUCACCGCUAUGUUUGUUCCCAAAGAGGGGAAUCUGUGGCUGGAAAAUUCAGUGAAAUUUUCUGCUGAUCAUUGUGUGCCAGUUUUCUAGGCCACCCAAGUGUAACAGGUGGAGAGGAAGGGAUACUGAGAUCUUUUACCUUAAGCAUUCAUAUACUGUAUUUAAAGUUGCACAACAUAAUUUCAUUAGAUUUUUACUAUAAUUUCCAAAUCUAUGCACUCAGUUAAUAUAAUUUCCCAGAAUUAUUCAUCAUCUGUAACAACAGAAGGCAGAAAAAGGUUUCAGACACUAAUUACACAGUUCUGAAAUAUAGAGUCAGCCCCUAUUUAGUCAGCCCAUCCUUUUCCCAUGUGGAGUAAAAUCUUAGAAUCAUAGUCUGGAAGGACAGAUCCGCAGCUAAAGAUUUAGCCCAGAUGGCAUAUUUAGCAUGAUGGCAGUGAUAACAGACAUCCAAGAUCUCCAAUCUUUCUCCUUAAUGUGUCAAUUAUUUUACGGGUCCAGUUACAUCCAUGGACUAGGCUGCCAAAAUGCUCCAAUGACUUGAUAAAGAUAUUCAGAAUUAUGAGGGAUCUAGUUUUUACACUGAAUUAUUGUCAUCGAUAUAAAGCUAAAGACCCAGAAUAACAUGAGAAAACUCUUUUGAUCCGAAACUCCCAGCUGGAAUGGGUGGUGAAAAAAGAGAACUGGAUUGGUACUUUAGGGAAGAAAAUAUGGAGAAUGAGCUGGCAUUCUUUGGGAUGCAACAUCAUGCUUUCAAGCUUUGUAAACGAAAACAUCCCACACUAACUUAAUUACCAUAGUCUUCAUGCACUGCAAAAACUUAUUGCAACUUUUUUCUAAACAAAUUUUAUGUGCACAACUUUAUACAUCAAAGUUAUUAAAAAUUAUGACUCAAAGAGUAGACAGGAUAUGAGGUACAAAUAUUGAUACACCUUGCCCAAGAAUAUGUAUGCAAUUAAACAGAACAAGUUAUACAGAUUGCACUUCGUUACUUGAAGAGCUACACACAUUAACAAAUGCAAUCCUAUACACACUGCAUAUUUCUUCUCAACUGCACUGCCCAGUAAGCUGCUGAAACUAUAAAUCUUGUUUCUUCUCAAACAUAAUUAAUAAUUAGUUCAGAUCUGUGCCUGGGAGAGGAAUGUAUAGAGAGAUACUUCGGGCUCUAUAUAUGGGACUAAAAUCUCUUGGGUGUUCCUACAUGAUGAACUGCCAAAAUAUUUAUGAAUAGAAAUUUAUUAUCGCAGUUUUGAAUGCUGAUGAAUAGAGAUCCAUUGAAUAAUUUUAUAUAUUUGAUUUGAAAAAUACUAAUUUAUGAUUGUAAGUCAACACUGCAGAUUUAUUAUCAUACAUGCUUUGGGAAAUUCUUGUAGUGCACUUAACCUCACUGUUGCAGGACAUUGUAAAGGAUUCAGCCUGUAUUAUUCCCUGUGCAGUGGAUAACGUGUAAUAAAAACAGAAAAUGAUGGAAGAUCUCAGCAGCCCAGGAAACAUCUAUGGAAUGCUAAACAGGAUUAAUGUUUCAGGUCAAUGAACUUUUAUCGGAACUAGGAAGUAAGUUUAAAUUUGCAGAGAGGGAGAGGGGUUGCUAGAACGAAAGGUAAGCUUAGUCGUAGGGUGGAAACUAAGGAGAGGUUGAAGGACAUAAUUGUGAUGGUGCACAUACAGAGAGGAUGGCAAAAGUACAUCUUGGAGAGGUUUAACUAGGAGCAGAUAAAUGAAAUCUGAAAUAUCGGAGGAGGGAGGGGAAAAUACUGAAUACCAGAAAUGUGAGAUAUCCAUCUGCAAUGGCUGAUCAUAUGGAAUUGUUGUUCAGUAUUAAUUCCUGGAAGCUCCUAUGUGAUGUUGGAAGAUGGUUUCCCAAGCUUACACUGAGCUUCAUUAGAAAGUUUUGAAGUCAAGUUACUUUGAUCUGAAUACAACUUCAAGGACUCCCACAGUCAAUUUGACCAGAUUUCCUCUCAAUCUGCUUCCAGCAAGAAACGUGUUUCUAUGUCUCCAUUGCAUCAGUUGUGACUGUUGUGUCACCUUUCACUCCAAUGGUUCCAAUACGGCUUUCACCUCAGCAAUAGUAUACAAGACUCUCAGGCAUGUCUCUUCCAGCUCAAAGAACAGAUGCCCCUCUUGCAAUUUACAACAGGCACCCUCUUCCAGUUGGCAUCACCACCUGUCUCCACCCAAUAACACAGGCUCCUUUUUUGUUGCGUCUCCCUCCCUCCUCAUUCUUUGUAACAAAACUACAAAAUUUGUUUCAUUUCUAACUCUGCCUAGUUCUGAUGAAAGAUCAUUAGCCAUUAGCCUUUUCUGAAAUCCACAGAUGCUGCCUGAUCUGAAGAGCAUUUCCAUUAUUUUAUUAGUAUUUCAGAUUUCCAGCACCUCCAGUAUUUUGUCUAUGAGUAAUGUUUAGUGCCUAAGAUAGUUUAUGUAAAUUCUUACAAAUUUGUUUUUGAACUGGUUAUAGAUACUGCAUGCUAUUGAAAAUACACACUUUUUUCAACAAUUCUGAAAUAAUAAAAUAAUUUUAA